AUGCCGAGCUCGCGGCGGACCACGGGCCGCGGCGGCGCAGGCGGAGGCGGCGCGGGGGCGGGUGAUGCAGGAGGCGGCGGCGACGGCGACCGGGUGCCGCCGUUCAUGGGCAACAACCGCGACCGCAACCCGCGGGAGCUGCGCUCCUGGGCGCGCCGCACGGGGUUCCACCCCUCGGCCUUCUUCUCGGGGGAGUCCAACUCCUCCUUCGCCUCCUCCGCCGCCGCGCCGCAGCCCCCCCCGCCGCCGCCGCCUCCCCUGGCCGCCUCGCGCCGCCCGCCGCGCCCGCCGCCGGAGCGGGAGCGGGACCCGGACACGGAGGACGACCUCGAUCCCGCGCCGCCGCUGGACCUGGAGCGCGGGCCUGCGCCUGGCCGCGGACGCGGCGGCCGGGGCGGGCGCCCGCGCCGACGCAUCGACCUCCGCGGCGAACUCGAGAUCCCGCCGGGCUUCGGCCGCGAGGAGGCGGUGCCGAGGUCGGCGGAGCCGGACGCGGGGAGGGACUCCAGGAGGAGGAACGGCGGCGUCGAGAGGGAUCAGACGCCGGCCAAUGCGGGCCGGAACGGGAACGCAGCGGUCGCGGUCGCGGACGCGGAGGCGAGGAAGAAGGCCGAGGAGGCGGAGGCGAAGCGGAAGGCGGAGGAGGCCGAGGCGAGGAGGAAGAAGGAGGAGGAGGAGAGGGACGCCGAGCUGGCUGCGUACUACCAGGAACAGUGGGCGAACGAGGAUGAGGGGGCUGCCGACGCUGCCGCGGCCGAGACGGCCCCGCUGUAUGAGGCGUCGGGAGGACUCCGGUGCGGUGUAACCGAGAACCCCGGGUGGGCGCCCCUCAUAUUUUAUGGCAUACAACAUUACCUGUCAAUGGCUGGUUCACUUGUCUUUGUUCCUUUGAUACUGGUACCUGCAAUGGGUGGUUCUGAUGAGGAUACUGCAACAGUCAUCUCCACCAUGUUAUUAGUCUCCGGUCUUACUACAAUACUACAUACCUUUUUGGGUUCUCGGCUUCCAUUGAUUCAAGGAAGCUCCUUUGUAUAUUUGGCUCCGGCGUUGGUAAUUGCGAACUCUGAGGAGUUCAGAAAUCUUAGUGAUAAUAAAUUCAAGCACAUAAUGAGGGAGCUACAGGGGGCUAUACUUGUUGGUUCAGUAUUCCAGAUAAUAUUAGGAUACACUGGUCUUAUGUCACUGUUUCUGAGGUUAAUAAAUCCGGUAGUGGUGGCACCAACUAUUGCUGCAGUGGGUUUGGCAUUUUUUAGUUAUGGUUUCCCUCAGGCUGGCAGCUGUGUAGAAAUCAGCUUGCCCCUCAUUCUGUUGGUUCUUCUGUGCACUCUGUACAUGAGAAAAAUAUCCCUGUUUGGCAACCAUAUCUUCCUUGUCUAUGCGGUGCCCCUCAGUGUUGCAAUUGUAUGGGCAUAUGCAUUCUUCCUAACUGCUGGUGGAGCAUAUAACUUCAAAGGCUGCAGCUCAAAUAUACCCAGUUCAAACAUAUUAUUGGAUUCAUGCAGAAGGCAUUUAGAAACCAUGAGACGCUGUCGUACUGAUGUUUCUACUGCAUGGAAAACUGCUGCCUGGGUGAGGGUUCCCUAUCCAUUCCAAUGGGGCCCGCCAACAUUUCAUUUUAAGACGGGUAUCAUCAUGAUAAUAGUUUCACUGGUUGCUUCGGUUGAUUCGCUUUCAUCGUACCAUGCUGCAUCGCUGCUGGUAAAUUUAAGCGCACCAACACGGGGAGUUGUCAGCAGAGGAAUUGGGCUUGAAGGGAUUUCAACUUUUAUUGCUGGAGUGUGGGGUACAGCUACAGGAUCGACAACAUUAACAGAGAACAUACACACCCUUGAAACAACCAAAAUGGGCAGCAGGAGGGCUUUGCAGCUUGGGGCAGCCGUGUUAGUCAUCUUCUCCUUCUUUGGUAAAAUCGGAGCUCUCCUAGCCUCUAUACCUCUUGCCUUGGCCGCCUCUGUUCUAUGCUUCACCUGGGCACUAAUUAUUGCACUCGGCUUGUCCACAUUGCGAUACACCCAAGCAGCAAGCUCCAGGAACAUGAUAAUAGUUGGAUUUACACUAUUCAUUUCCCUGUCAAUCCCUGCAUACUUUCAACAGUAUGAACCCAGCUCCAACCUUAUCUUGCCAAGCUAUCUUCUUCCAUAUGCCGCAGCGUCAAGUGGACCAGUUCGCACAGUCAGCAGUGGGCUGAAUUAUGCAGUGAAUGCACUCCUAUCCAUCAACGUUGUGGUGGCUCUCCUUGUCGCGUUGAUCCUUGACAACACGGUGCCAGGCAGCAGACAGGAGCGUGGUGUGUACAUUUGGACAGAUCCCAAAUCCCUCGAGGUGGAUCCUGCGACAUUGGAACCCUACCGAUUGCCGGAAAAGAUUUCAUGCUGGUUCAAGUGGGCAAAGUGUAUCGGCAUUUAA
Molecule: messenger RNA, 2406 nt
Organism: Miscanthus lutarioriparius
Lineage: Eukaryota; Viridiplantae; Streptophyta; Magnoliopsida; Poales; Poaceae
Source: the annotation of a GenBank genome assembly